This is a messenger RNA of Prosopis cineraria, 943 nucleotides long. Its product is annotated as E3 ubiquitin-protein ligase ATL31-like. The transcript has a single exon. Lineage: Eukaryota; Viridiplantae; Streptophyta; Magnoliopsida; Fabales; Fabaceae. Bases 63 to 800 code for a protein of 245 amino acids. The record is from RefSeq and is a predicted model, not a curated record.
CAUACAUCCUCAUCUUCUUCCUUCUAUCGCCGGCGGUCAUUGCCCAGUCAAGUUUACCAUCAAUGGCUUCUCCUAAAUAUUGGGACCCAUCGUUCACUUCGGUGGCUCUGGUCUUCGUUUGCGCAUUCUUGUUCGUUGGUUGCUUCGCCCUCUACCGCUGCUCGGACAUGGACAUUGCCUCUGGCGACACGACCGGCGCCACCACCAAUUGUUCUUCAAGUGGCCCUCAAGGUAUCGACCCCAAUUUACUCGACACCUUCCCCAUCGUCGUGUAUUCCGCCGCCGUCAGCCACCUCAAAUUUGGGAAAGCCGCCGUGCCGGAGUGUGCUGUGUGCUUGAGCGAAUUCGAUCACCAAGAUACGCUCCGAUUGCUACCCAAUUGUAAUCACGUGUUUCACCUUGAAUGCAUCGACGCCUGGUUGGCCUCUCACGUGACUUGCCCCGUCUGUCGCUCGAGGCUGAAACCGGCGAAGGAGCACCGCAGAGUUGGAAACGAAGUGGUGAUAGUGAUUCCGAAUGAUGCUAUAGACGCAGAUCAGGUGUUAGAUGAAAGUUCUGCGAGUAGAACUGAGCUUAAUUCAGGAUAUGGAAGAAGUUUGGGAAGGUGUCAUUCGACGGGUCACUCUUUGGGUUUGGGUGAAAUCGGAGGGAAGGACACGGAGAGGUGCACUGUGACUUCGCCGGAGGAUGUAAGGAAACAGAUUCCGGUGAAUCUUGGAAAAAUGCGCCGGUCGGCGAGCUACGAUGUGUUCUGUAAUCGGCCGGGUGAAGAGAGCAGUAGAAAGCAUUCUUUUCUUUGAAGGAAACUUCCAUUCGUUUCUUGUGGUAAUAAUGCGUCGUCUUCUUCCUAGUCACUUCACUCACUGUCGUCUGUAAGUGCAACAAUUUGUAAGUCUUGUGAGAAGCAAUUUGGUCAUCAUCCUCGGUGGGAAAUGUAUUUCAA